CCCGUCCGGCUCCGACGCUCGUUUGGUCAAUUGAGAAGCGCGCAUCUUCUCGAGACUCGGCCCCACGGGCGAAUCUAUCCGACAUCGCAACAGCGCUUUCCCAGCACGUCCCCCGGACAUUGUAGCUGGGCGCAAGCGAUCCUCUCGGCCCGUCAUGGCAUUUCUUUUCAAGUCGAAGAAGCAUCAGGACCGCGGACUCUCGAGCCGAGAUGGACCACAGGGCUCGGGGUCGUCGGCGGGGAGCGCGGCCGCGCGCGUGAGAGUAGACAAGGGCUCUCGAUCUACACCUACCGGCAGUCUCCAUUCGCUCGAUAACGACGGCAGUAUGGGCAGCCCCGAGCAGUUCGCCCGCCAAAGAGGCCAGAGCCUGGACCAACAACCGCAAGCCUCUCCCCAGGCCCAAAUCCAGCAGCAGCAUCCGAGCGAACCACCAGUUCGCAAUGGCGCGCCCUCACAACCGGGGCAAAGCCCGAACGCUUCGCUGUACCCGUGGUCACAGCGCCGGUUGACCUACACUUCGUCACACCCGAGUCCAUUCCCGAGAUACGGCGCCGCAGUGAAUUCGGUUUCGUCCAAGGAGGGUGAUAUAUACGUGAUGGGUGGCCUGAUCAACAGCUCUACCGUCAAGGGCGACUUGUGGCUGGUCGAGGCCGGCGCGAACAUGUCCUGCUACCCGCUCGCCACCACCGCCGAGGGGCCAGGCCCAAGGGUCGGCCAUUCGAGCUUGUUGGUAGGGAAUGCGUUUAUUGUGUUUGGCGGGGACACGAAAAUUGAGGAAUCGGAUGUCCUCGACGAGACCCUCUACCUCUUGAAUACAUCGACGAGGCAAUGGUCAAGAGCACUACCUACCGGGCCCCGGCCAUCAGGUCGAUACGGGCACUCGUUGAAUAUUCUAGGCUCGAAGAUCUACGUCUUUGGUGGCCAAGUGGAGGGUUAUUUCAUGAAUGAUCUUGCGGCCUUUGACUUGAACCAGUUGCAGAUGCCCAAUAACCGCUGGGAAAUGCUCAUUGCUAGCAGUGACAGCGGGGCGCCACCGCAGGGGAAACUACCGCCGGCGAGAACAAACCACUCCGUCGUGACUUUCAACGACAAGUUAUACCUAUUUGGCGGCACAAAUGGGUUCAAGUGGUUUAAUGACGUCUGGUGUUACGACCCCAUGACGAAUCUCUGGUCCCAGCUUGAUUGUAUCGGUUACAUUCCGUCUCCGCGGGAAGGCCACGCCGCCGCCAUAGUUGAUGAUGUCAUGUACAUUUUCGGAGGCCGCACGGAGGAAGGGGCAGACCUCGGCGAUUUGGCGGCGUUUAGGAUCAGCUCCCUCCGCUGGUACACCUUCCAAAACAUGGGACCGUCACCCUCACCGCGAUCCGGACACAGCAUGACCGCGGUUGGCAAGACGGUUGUCGUUGUUGGGGGGGAGCCAAGUUCUGCCGCUACCGCCGUCAACGACCUGGCGCUUGUGUACUGCCUCGAUACGACCAAGAUUCGCUAUCCGAAUGACGCAGCCGCAAACCGAGAUGCUCCGAGGAACAGGCGCCCCAGCGAUGUCACAGCCCAGAAUUCGGCCCGAAAUACGCCAUCACGCGACGGCUCGAACGGCCCGCCCGAUUCUAGGAGACAAAUUGGACCACCCAACGCCAUCAACGGGUAUAGGUCACCAACUGGCGAACCUAAUCCAUCAAACGGCCACCCCAACGGCCCUUCCAGGCUUCCGAGGUCCACGGGGCCAGCAGGACCUGCCGGCCCACCGCCCCAGGGACAGGCGCCGAAACCAGGGCUCAGCGCAGCCCCUCCUCCUCGGCCGAGGACCUCCUCAUUGGAACGACCAGACCAGCCUUCCCUCUCCCCCGUGACAUCCCCUAUCCCACAACAGGUUUCAAAUCUCAGGGAAGUCGAAAGUGCUGCCGCCGCAAACGGAAGGCGUACACCCCCGACACAAAACCCACCACGUUCCUCCUCGAGGCAAGCAGACGUUCAGGCAGUCGAUGCGGCGAAGUCGAAACCGACCAAACAAGGGCGAAGCCAAGGAUCCGUUGACAGCUCGACCGAGCCAGCUCUCAAACAGGUCAUACCCCGACCAGCCUCUCCUCCUCCGCCAACUCGGCAACCUAGCAACCCGCUGGGCAGGAGAUCAUCGACGCGGAAUUCCCAAACUGUCGCCCUUCUCAAGGAACUCGAUUCUUCCAGAAACCGUAAUGCCUGGUAUGCGUCGGAGCUCGAACUAGCCCGUAGAGCUGGCUACAUGCCCAAUGCGUCACUGAGCCCAGUACUAGACAACCGCGCCAUGGAAACUUUCGAUGACGAGGACAAACCACUCAUUGAAGCGCUGCUUGCUAUGCGGACGGAACUCGCCAAUGUCCAGGCAUCCGUCGACAAACAGGCAGUUUUGGCGGCCAAACAAAUCGCUGAAGCUGAGAAACAGCGGGAUGCCGCUAUCCAGGAGGCAAUCUACGCCAAGGCUAAAAUGGCAGCACGUGUAGGGGGGAGCGUCAGCAGCACGCCGCAGUUCGAUAGCGAGAAGGAUAUGGACGACCGUGCCGGCGAAAUUGGGAGGAAGCUUGCCUACGCCCUCAACACCCAGAAAGAACUCCAGGAUCAGCUAGACCGCCUCAGCGUCGAGUACGAGGCGGAAAGGAAGGCGCGGAAGCUCGCAGACGACACGGCCAACGCAGCGCACAAGAGGAUGACGGACCUUGAGAACUACAAGCAGCAAAACGCAUCCGAACUCGAGCGGCUCAAGGCCGAGUUGCACAUGACUCAGAGAGAGGCGCGGGAGCAGUCGGUCGCCGCUGUGGAAGCCGUAGCCGCAGCGCAAAUGCUCCGCGUCGAAAAGGAAGAGUUCGAGCAAAAGUACACCGAGGCCGCGGGGAGCUCCAAAGAACACUCCGAGACCUUUGUUAGCUUGCGCGGUGCUGUGGCUGCUUCCGCCGAGACGAAGGCUCUGUUGGAGCGCAAGCUCGACGAGGAGCGGGCUCUCAGGGAAACGGUCGAGUCAAAGCUCAACAAGCUCAAGGCCGAACACGAGGCGCGGACCGCCGAGCUUGUUGCCGCGACGCAGCGCUUACGAGACACCGAGGAGCUGGCGGAGCAGCACGCUAACGAGGCGCGGGUGCAUCGCGAAGCCGUGAUGGCUGGCUUGGAUAAGAUGUCGAUGAAGGACACUGCCAAGUCGGUCACUGGCGAUACCGAACGGAUCCGUGCUCUCCAGGGACAGGUUGACGCAGCUAAUGCCUUGGUCAGGAAGUACCAGCAGGAAGCGGAUAGUGCGGCAGACAAACUACGGGGUGCGGAAGAGCGCAUCGCUGGACUCGAGGCAUACCAAGAACAGGCCAGCCGCGAGGGCGUGUCCAUUCGUCGGCAACUGCAGAACGCUCUGAGGGACACGCAAUCUCUCCAGGCCGGAAACUCGGAGCUCAAGCAGCAACUGUCCAAGCAACACCUUGAGAGCAAUGCUAUGCUUGUCCAGUACAAUGCUUUGAAGGAUAUCCUCGGCGAGCGAGGGAUUUCACCCACCGUGGCUAUGCGGUCGCGUAGCAGCCCACGGGGUAGCCCCCGCGAAGGGUCGCCCGAGCAGAUGCGUCUGCGGGAGCUCGAGCAGCAGCUCACCGCAGCGCAGUCGGCACUCGAAGAGAGCAGAACCCAGGCCGCGGCCCAGGCGCAAGAGUCAGAGUCAACAUACCGCGACAAACUCGCCCAGCUCGAUAACGAUUAUCAGUCGGCCGUGCAUUACGUCAAGGGCACGGAGAAGAUGCUGAAGCAGCUUAAGGAGCAGAUCUCGCGGUACAAAACCGAGAACGCCAAAUUGAAGGAGCAGGUGGUCGAUCUGGAAGAGCGGCUGGGCGGCGACUCCUCGACACCCAGGACCCAGCAGGCCCCCGCAGAUUGGGAAACGCAACAGAAAACUUUCCAGGCCGAGAUCGAUAGGCUCCAGACUGAGCUCCACAAAACCGCCUCCGGGCUAGAACAACAAGUCCAGUCCGUCCGACAAGAGCUCGCCAACGUCCAACGCGAACGCAACUCGGCCGUCCACGGCAGCGAGGAGGCGCGCCGCCGCCUAGAAUCUUCCAAGCGCGACCUGGAGCAACUCCAGCAGGAAAACGCUCUCCUCGAGCGCCGCGCCCAGGACGCCGAGCAAAAGGUCAGCACGCUCCUCGACCAAGUAGAGCUAUCGGUAGACAACUACCGCCGCCGGAGCAGGCAAGUCCCCAGCCUCAACUCGGAAUCCAUCGGCAUGGCCACCGCCAGCCCGACCAACGGCGGCGACAACGGCAACGGCAACGGCAACCACCACCACCGCAUGCCCGGCCACCUGCGCCAGGAGUCCACCGCCAGCGAAGCGGAGAGCCUCUACGACCCCGCGGCCCCGAGCACCACCGUCACCACAACUGCCGGCGGCGUCGGCGGCGGCGGGGGCAGCGGGCUGGGCGAGGCGCGCAACAGCGCCGCGCUGGACAGCCUGGCCAACGAGCUGGAGACGCUGCGCAGCCACUGGGAGACGACCAACAAGAACUACCGGCUGAGCAACACGUUCGACUUCGACGCCAACCCGGUCACGGCGGCGGCGGCGGCCAACGCGGCGGCCGGGGGCCGCAAGGACGAGGGCGCCGGCCUGGGCCUGAGCGAGAGCCUGGCCGAUUGGCGCAAGAGGCUGGAUGAGAGCCAUCCGGAUAGUCCGGGUGGUGGGAAGUGAGUAGAUUGAGAAAGGUGGGG
Molecule: messenger RNA, 4707 nt
Organism: Chaetomium fimeti
Lineage: Eukaryota; Fungi; Ascomycota; Sordariomycetes; Sordariales; Chaetomiaceae
Exons: 4
Coding region: 155-4687 (1510 amino acids)
Molecular function (GO): protein binding
Source: RefSeq, a predicted model, not a curated record